AUGGUCAUGUCCUGCCCUAUCCCUCAGGUGACGGACAGAGCUCGACUUCGGCUGAGUGGCUGGAAGGCUGGCUGGGCUGAUCCAAACUCAACGGCUCGUUCACUCUCCUAUUUUGCCUACUGCGUCACUCCAUCACUUCCUCCUUCCUUCGCCUCUCGUUGCUGGGCACGUUUGCUCGGCGUCUCUUCUUCUCCACAGCAGCGAUGCUGGGCACGUGAUCCUAAGCUGGUGUCAUUGACGGAGGCCUCUGCAACGUGGGCUCCGAGGCCAACUGGCAACUCAUUUCGACUGGCACGAGCCACUCCAGCCAGGCCGCUGCCUCAAGUCCGGAAUGAACGAGAAGCCCCUUGUCGAGUUGUUCUUACGCGUCUCUCCAUCGCGAGCAGAGGAGAAAGGUGCAUGUCCGAUUAG
Molecule: messenger RNA, 411 nt
Organism: Protopolystoma xenopodis
Lineage: Eukaryota; Metazoa; Platyhelminthes; Monogenea; Polystomatidea; Polystomatidae
Source: the annotation of a GenBank genome assembly